AUGGGAGUCGGCGUAAUUGCAAUCCUGCUGGCCUUCUUGGCACUGGCUCGCGCCCUCCGCAAUUAUAGUCGCUUGAGCUCCAUCCCGGGUCCGUCGUUCGCGGGCUGGUCGGAUCUUUGGCGUACCUAUGCUCGCAACUCACCCCACUACGGUCGCCGUUUGUCAGGACUUCAUCUCGAGCAUGGCAAGGCCGUGCGCUUGGGUCCGAAUUUCGUCAGUGUGGCCGACCCAGCUGUCAUUUAUCAGCUGCAUCAGAGCGAAGGAGCCCAGUACGAAGGGGCCAUCGACGUUUCCGCCCAGGGACUCGUCAAAGCCAUCAGGAGAUAUCACACACUCGACCUAACAGCAUCUCUGCGUAUAUUUGCGACAACAUUCGUUAGCGACUUUGUUCUGGAAGGCUGGCUACAUAAGGAACGGAUCAACAACCAGGGGACACCGAACCGAUACCCAAGCCCGUCAUCGAUGAUCGAAUACCUCCUCUUGAUGAGUCCAGCGCGAUCACUGAAGAGAGGCCGCGGAGGACAACUUGCAUCCUGUACGAGACUGCCGACAGGAACAUCAGCCGCACCCCGACGAAACGAGCGGAUCUUGAACGUCGCCACACCAACCCAGUCUCCCGAAAGAAUCCAAAACGUCGCCAAAGGAGCAGACUGUCUCGUCAGUACAUUCGUAUCAGCCUUCUACUUCCUAUCCAAACACCCAGAAGUCAUGUCUCGACUCCAAGACGAAAUCGACACCGCGUUCGCCGUCGGAUCUCUAUCGGACCUGCCCCUAUGGCGAGAAGUCAACAGACUACCAUACCUGAACGCCAUCCUGAAGGAAUCUAUGCGACUGUCCUCCGCAGCCAACUUCGAAGAAGAGAUACUAUCGCCCAAGGGCGGUGCAACCGUCGCGGGGACGACCAUCUGCGAGGGAACAGUCAUCGGAUGCAGCGCCCACGUCCUCCAUUUCGAUGGAGAUGUAUACGGAAACGACGUCCAUAUAUUCCACCCCGACCGAUGGCUCACGCCAGACGCCCAGCGACGGAGGAACAUGGACCGAGGUCUACUGGUAUUUAAUCGCGGGGUGCGCAGCUUCCCGGACGUCCAGGUCGCUUGGCAUGAGUUGAAAAAGGUUGUUGUGCUGCUUCUGAUGAAGUUUGAUGUGAGUUUUUUUUCCUAGUUUGAAAGAAAGAAAGCUUUGCUGACUACCGACUAGAUGCAACUUCUCCGUGUUGAGGAAACCCCCAGCGACAAGAAGAUCGCCGACUCCCGCCCGUCCAUGAUCGUGAACUUCAG
This is a messenger RNA of Aspergillus heteromorphus CBS 117.55, 1277 nucleotides long. RefSeq names its product putative cytochrome P450 monooxygenase. Bases 1 to 1161 code for a protein of 386 amino acids. The transcript is spliced from 2 exons. Lineage: Eukaryota; Fungi; Ascomycota; Eurotiomycetes; Eurotiales; Aspergillaceae. Gene Ontology annotation, molecular function: heme binding; iron ion binding; oxidoreductase activity, acting on paired donors, with incorporation or reduction of molecular oxygen. The record is from RefSeq and is a predicted model, not a curated record.